This is a messenger RNA of Sphaerodactylus townsendi, 3065 nucleotides long. It is a transcript of the gene FXR1, whose product is annotated as FMR1 autosomal homolog 1. The transcript is spliced from 17 exons. Gene Ontology annotation, biological process: regulation of mRNA stability; regulation of filopodium assembly; regulation of modification of synaptic structure. Gene Ontology annotation, molecular function: translation regulator activity; protein homodimerization activity; mRNA 3'-UTR binding. Gene Ontology annotation, cellular component: neuronal ribonucleoprotein granule; neuronal cell body; dendritic filopodium. The coding region runs from base 168 to 2198 and encodes 676 amino acids. Lineage: Eukaryota; Metazoa; Chordata; Lepidosauria; Squamata; Sphaerodactylidae. The record is from RefSeq and is a predicted model, not a curated record.
AAGGCGGCGCCACUAGCCCGCAACGCCCCGCCUCCCUCCCACUCUGCGCCUGCGCCGGCUGUGAGGAGGGGGAAAGCCUCGAGGGCAACCCCCCCUCCUUCUCCUCCGGCCUCCCCAGGUGGGGAGAGUUUCUAGAAGCCCGUCCCGGCGUCCUUUGCGGCCCCAACAUGGAGGAGCUGACGGUGGAAGUACGCGGCUCCAACGGGGCCUUCUACAAGGGGUUCAUCAAAGAUGUUCAUGAAGAUUCGCUCACAGUGGUGUUUGAAAACAACUGGCAACCAGAACGCCAGGUUCCCUUCAAUGAAGUAAGAUUACCUCCACCACCAGAUAUUAAGAAAGAAAUUGGUGAAGGAGAUGAAGUGGAGGUUUACUCAAGGGCAAAUGACCAAGAGCCUUGUGGAUGGUGGCUAGCAAAAGUUCGAAUGAUGAAAGGGGAGUUUUAUGUCAUUGAAUAUGCCGCUUGUGAUGCCACGUACAACGAAAUAGUAACGUUUGAACGACUUCGGCCUGUGAAUCAAAACAAGCCAGUCAGCAAGAACACCUUUUUCAAAUGUGCAGUAGAAGUCCCCGAAGAUCUAAGGGAGGCGUGUGCUCUUGAAAGUGCCCAUAAGGAUUUUAAGAAGGCAGUAGGAGCCUGCAGAAUUUUUUACCAAGCUGAAACGGCUCAGUUAAUAGUACUGUCUUCCAGCGAGGCAACGGUGAAAAGAGUAAAUAUACUAAGCGACAUGCAUUUGCGCAGCAUUCGAACCAAGCUGAUGCUCAUGUCAAGAAAUGAAGAAGCCACAAAGCAUUUAGAGGUGACUAGCAAACGCCUUUUUCACGAGGAAUUUGUUGUCAGAGAAGAUUUAAUGGGCCUUGCGAUAGGAACACAUGGGAGUAACAUUCAACAAGCCAGGAAGGUUCCAGGAGUUACUGCAAUUGAGUUGGAGGAGGACACUGGUACUUUCAGGAUCUAUGGAGAGAGUGCUGAGGCAGUAAAAAAGGCCAGAAGCUAUUUGGAAUUUGUGGAGGACUUCAUUCAGGUUCCUAGAGGCCUUGUGGGGAAAGUUAUUGGAAAAAAUGGUAAAGUCAUUCAGGAGAUCGUGGACAAGUCUGGAGUCGUUCGAGUGAGAAUUGAAGGAGACAACGAGAAUAAACUCCCCAGGGAAGACGGAAUGGUCCCUUUUGUCUUUGUGGGCACGAAAGAAAGCAUUGGGAAUGUCCAAGUACUUCUUGAAUACCAUAUUGCCUACUUGAAGGAAGUGGAACAGCUGCGGAUGGAGAGACUCCAGAUUGAUGAGCAGCUACGGCAGAUUGGCAUGGGUUUUCGGCCAACGUCCACCAGAGGUCCUGAAAAGGAGAAAGGCUACGCCACUGACGAAAGCACUCCUGCCUCCGUACAAGGCUCCAGGUCCUAUAGCGGAAGAGGUAGAGGACGGAGAGGCCCAAAUUAUACCUCUGGCUAUGGAACCAACUCUGAGCUGUCCAAUCCCUCCGAAACAGAAUCUGAGAGAAAAGAUGAACUGAGCGAUUGGUCCCUGGCAGGAGACGAUGAGAGGGAGAGUCGACACCAGCGGGACAGCAGAAGACGCCCACCAGGGGGGAGAGGGCGCAGUGUUUCUGGGGGUCGUGGACGUGGUGGCCCCCGUGGUGGGAAGUCGUCAAUCAGCUCUGUGCUGAAAGAUCCAGACAGCAACCCUUACAGUUUACUUGACAACACAGAGUCUGACCAGACUGCCGACACCGAUGCCAGUGAAUCGCACCACAGCGCCAACCGGCGCAGGCGAUCCCGCAGGCGAAGGACUGAUGAAGAUGCCGUUUUGAUGGAUGGGAUGACAGAGUCUGAUACUGCAUCAGUCAAUGAGAAUGGCUUAGAUGAUAGAGACAAAAAACCCCAGCGACGCAACCGUAGCCGCAGGCGUCGCUUCAGGGGUCAGGCAGAAGAUAGACAGCCAGUCACAGUUGCUGAUUAUAUAUCAAGAGCAGAAUCUCAGAGUAGACAAAGAAAUCUCCCAAGGGACACACUGGCCAAAAACAAGAAAGAAAUGGCAAACGAUGUGAUUGAAGAAGUCAGCCCUUCCGAAAAGGCCAUGAAUGGCCCUGCAGCUGUUCCUGAGCCUGAGCCUUCGAAGCUGCAGAAGAGCCCGGAAGAAAGGCCUAGCGCCGUACCGGAAGACGGCAACAAGCCGGAAGAGGCGGUGUUGAAUGGGGUUUCAUAAAACAAGAGUUCUAGUUUACAGUUCUUUUUACAUUACAUUUUACAAUAGUGCUUGUAUAAGCUUGCCAAAGAUAGAGAAUACGGAUCGCGAGUCUUGACAGCGCACUUUCAGUUCCUGUUUUGGAAAACAGAAAGGGGAGGGAUCCUGAAGAAAUCCAAUGUUGAAACAGACCUUUUGACACCUACUGUGUUAUAAAUAUCAUCAGAUGUGCCUUGAGGAUAGUAUAUGUAACAUUUAAAUAAAAAAAACCAAUUGCUGGCUAUAGGAAAUGUUAUUUUGUUUUCAAAAUACGGCAGAGAUGUGGAGGGGGGAUCCCUAUCGUAACCUUCUUUAUGAAAGCGUUAGCUGCUUUUGUUACAUUUUUAAUAAUAUGCAACCACUUCUUCACCUGAGGAAAACUAGAAAAAAAAUGCAGUCUAAAAUAUUUUGCACUGAAUUGUAAUUUCUCCAUUAGUUUAGUCUGGAAACUGGUCUGUUUUAAUACAUGUUUUUUAAAAAAUGCUGUAUGUAGUGGGGGAAAAAACUGCAGGCCACUGGAAUACAUUUAUUAAAUUCUCAAUCUGCAGGGAUAUUGGGCGACAUUGGCAGUGACUGUUCUACAUUGAGGCUUUGUUUGAUUUAUUUAUUAAACUGUACAGUAUUUAAAAAUCAAACAUAGCUUUAGUUAAAACACUUAAAGCUGAAUUAGUCAUGUCCAUUCAGACAUAACCAGAACUACUGAAAAGAUCAAUUUCCAGAAAAAAAGUUUAUUCUGUAUAAACUACAUAUGUUAGUCCUUAGAGUAUUUUUAUUUUUGUUUUGGUUGUUUGAUGUGCAAUAUGUUUUUGUAUGCUGUAGGAAAAAAAAUAAAUAAACUUUGAUCUUCCA